UAGUCUACUGUUAGUUGUUGUAACUGCCUAGACACACUGGUGACUAGUCCUGGGCUGGAGGAAGUGGAAGCCUUGGCCCUGCUCAUUUUAGAACUGGCAGACAACAGUGACCUUCACCUAGUGCCAGCUGACCUAAGGCUGAAGAUUGGCACUGCAUUUGGUGCUCUGCAUGAGCAUGACAGGUCUGCAGCCAACUUUGUAAAAAGGUAUGAGUCAAGGUGGGGUUACACCCUGUUUGGCAGAUGCUUGGGAGCUGACACACCUGAGACCAGAGCAGCCCAGAAGACAAAGUUUUCCUGGAUGAGGUACCCUCAGGCAGCCCAGGUGACUGAGGAUAGUCGUCUGUUGUACCUUAUUAUUAAGAUGCUUAAAAACCGGCCACCAGCCAGUCGUCUCACCUCCCCCACUAAAAUCACCAAUGAAAUCAAGAGCCAGUAUAAAAGGAUUGUAGACCGAGUCAGAGACGAUCCCAUCUUCAACGGUUUCUCCAUUCCUCUGCCCAAUCUGAAUGCCAAGUCCACCUCUACAUUCAUGGCACGGGAAGAGAAAAAGGCUAACUACAGGGCAACAGUAAUACCAAAAGUGAAACCCCACCAAAGAGUGCUGUCAGAAGAACCAAUGCCAGCAGCUCCUACUCUGCCAGAAUCCCUUCCAGCUCCAGAUCGACCUCAGGUUCAGUACCAGAGCCUACGUCAUGUAGCUGGGAAAAAGCAUGGUCAGAAGCGGAGGUUAGAUGUGGAAAUGCUUGUCAACCGGCCCAUUCAACCUAAAACCCCUGUGGCCACGUACAUCCCACCCAGAGCGUCAGCAGCACCUGUCCUGGUAGUGGUUCCUGCACAGCCACAGAGACCAUCCAUGAUGCUCUGCAGGGCAUCCAGCAGUCAAGGGUUCAUACCUUUCGCACCGCCUCCUGCGCUGAGAUCUAGAUUAAUCAAGCCUCAUAAAUCCAUGAGGCCUUGUGGGGCCUGCCAAGUACCCAGUGUGGUGGGCAGCGUAAGAGGUACACGCCCUCCAAAGACAAGGCUGCUGAAAGUCGCCAAAAAAUAUUCACCUAUUGCCCAGCAACUAGGAAGUCCACCACUACAGGUUUUGAAGGUGUUGAGUUCAACAGUUUUGAAUACUUCAAAAGUGUAGUAGAUGAGGAACUAAAAAAAAAAAAAAACUACAACUACAUCUGCUACUACACCCCCCAAAUCACAAUAGCAGAUUUCUGGGUUAUGGUUUGGACUUGGUUCAGACCUGGAUUAGACCUAGUUUAGAUUUUGCCAUAAUUUGGUCCUGGUUUAGACAUGGUGUGGGUUACAGAGAUUUACAUGUCCUCAACAUUAUUUACACUUUGUAGGUUACAAUGUACUAUUUGCCAUGUUAUUUAUAUUCUCAUUAUAAGGCUAAAAUAUAGUAAGCCAUAUUUGCUACUAUAUCUAGCUCUUAUACCAAUUCACCGAUUCAUUAUACACCAUCUAUAAAACACAUACCUAUUUUCACAUAGAAAAAAAGAUGUUUUUAGUGAAUGUAAAUAUCUGCUUAACAUCGCAUACCAUUGUACUGCAUUAUCUCAUCCCCUUGUAUAUAUUGUAUGUACAUUGUAUAUUGCUCAGUGUGUACAUGUAUAAAUCUUGUAAUAAGAAUCCUGUAAAUAAUAACUUGUAACUAUUUUGCUAUAUUUUCUGCUAAAUUACUUAAUAAUUAAUGUUAAUUCUAUUCUGUUUACCUUGU
Messenger RNA from Carassius gibelio (silver crucian carp), 1716 nucleotides. RefSeq lists its product as uncharacterized. The record is from RefSeq and is a predicted model, not a curated record. Bases 301 to 1134 code for a protein of 277 amino acids. NCBI's taxonomy places the organism in Eukaryota, Metazoa, Chordata, Actinopteri, Cypriniformes, Cyprinidae. The transcript is spliced from 2 exons.